This is a messenger RNA of Gryllus bimaculatus (two-spotted cricket), 614 nucleotides long. NCBI's taxonomy places the organism in Eukaryota, Metazoa, Arthropoda, Insecta, Orthoptera, Gryllidae. The record is from the annotation of a GenBank genome assembly.
GUAUUUUCUAUUAAUUCUCUAGCAAUGAGUUCUAUGUCAUCAAUCAGAGACAAUAAUCUCUCGCCGGUGCUAAUGCUGUUCGCUGCCAUUACUGCCCAACGCCAACGUCAACCCUAUGCGACCUCGCGUCUGUUUACUAUGUUUACACUGGUGGAUGCGUGUCCGUGGGUGCGUGCAUGCAUGCUGGCAGUCGGUUUCCAGAAGAUAGUAGAAUUUGCUCUUCGAUACCCGAGAAAAAAACUUAUUGUCAUUGUUUUGGUUAUAAAUGAAUUAUAUGUACUAAUCACGUUUAUAAUUUUAAACAAAAGUGAGAAGUGAAAGGUAUACAAAUAAUCGAUAUGAAUUAAGUAUUAUUUUAAUUAGAAAUUAUUUGAAAGUUGUGACAUCUGCGCCGUGAAUUGCCACAAACGUGAAAUUGCAUAAUAUUUUAUUCGUGUAAAUAUAAUAAUGGAUAGCAAUAUGUGUGGAUUGUACAUCAUGGUACGACGAGCCUUGUUAUCACCCUCCUAUAUCACAAAACCGGCGAGUGAAAGUUGAGAGUUUAUAUCGCUCGCAGUGAAGCCUGAUCCGGGUCGUGGGCAGCCGUCAUUCGUCCAGAUUGCCGGCUGUGGGUG